Molecule: messenger RNA, 777 nt
Organism: Penicillium chermesinum
Lineage: Eukaryota; Fungi; Ascomycota; Eurotiomycetes; Eurotiales; Aspergillaceae
Exons: 2
Coding region: 1-777 (258 amino acids)
Source: RefSeq, a predicted model, not a curated record
AUGUACGUCGGAUUUCUCGCCGUCAACCCCCACUCUAGUGCGAGUGGUCGUCUGCACCUGGUUUUCGUUUAUUGGCUUGUCGGUCCGACUGUCAAUCAAUACUUAGUAGGGCGCUGCUUACGGUUUUCUUCUGCCUCCUUUGAAUGGUAUCUAUGUUACCCCAGGCGUGCUGAUGUCGGUCUUUACGCUUGUCCACCGCGCCCUCCCCUUCCCUGGAAACGGCGCCCAUCCACCAAAGGCAAAGAAAAAGAGGAGAGACCCGAUGUUGUCGACAUCGAGUUCCCAGCCUCCAUCCCAAACUCCAAGGUCUCGCACAACGUUAGCCCCGAACCACGUACUGCCAAGCUACCCAACCCAUCCCUGCCGGGUAACGGCUCCAGUUCCCUGCAGGUAGCGGUGAAGCAGAGCCCGGAUCGUGCAGCGAGCGACUCAUCAGGUGCGCUGCCUGCCCCCGAUCCGGACCUAUCGUCCGGCUCGCAGGCCUGUCUCGCGUAUGUCCCCGAUUUGCCCCGGCCUUCGUCCCCGCCGCCUCAACUUACCCGCGCGGUCAGCUGGGCUAGUAUUGUUCGUAGCCGCUCGCGGUGGACUGUCGAGCAGGAGCGGGAGCUUGCCAGGGCAGAGGAGCAGUUGACGCGGUGUCAAAAGGCUUGGAGUUCGGAACAGGAGCUGUGGAUUACUUAUGUAUGUCUGCAUUUAGUCUUUUUGCUGCGUGUGCAUAUUCUUAGUGGAAUCCAUUUGCCCUUGGACGAUUGCAAGUUCUUGUACUCCCUUUACUAA